AUCCCACCAUUGAACCCGCAGCCUGCUUGCACGCCCCGCCAUGGACAAGCAGCAGGAUCCGCUGCUGGGGCGGCCUCUCUAUCUCUACGAUCUGCCGCCCGAAAUCCUUGAUUCGCUCGCCCUCAAGCCCGAAGCGGGGCUACCCGGCCAAAAUGACCAGGCUUCAGCCGACUCCGUACCCCCGUCCGGAGGGCAGAGCCCGGGCCCAAUCCCGAACUCGGCCGGCCCAGAAAACGUCCUCGGCUCGCAGGCCUGCUCCCUCUGCGGCCUGUCGUUCGUCACCGUGCAGGAGCAGAAGGACCACCUCAAAACCGACCUCCACUACUACAACCUCAAGCAGAAGAUGCACGGCCUCAAGCCCGUCUCCGAGGCCGAGUUCGAGAAGCUGGUAGAGGAGAACGACGUGAGCAUAUCUGGGUCAGACACGUCCGAGAGCGAGGACGAGGAAGCCGAGACCGCGCGCAGGGACACGACGCUGUCUGCGCUGUUGAGGAAACAAGCUUCGCUGGCGGAAAAGCGCGCCCCCGUCGACAGAGACGAAGAUGAAGAGCCGAAAAAGAGGAGGAGGAGGGGCACGGGCAAGCCGCCAUUACUGUGGUUCAGCUCUCCCAAGCUACCUGACAACACCUACUUUGGGAUAUACCGGGCCAUGUUCACGCCCGAAGAGCUGGACGAGGAGGACAAGAUCGUCGACGCGAUCAAACAGAGACAACUGCCCCCGAUAUCCAUGCCCAAAGCCCCCAAGGAUGGGGACGCGGCUCCCCCAGCCUACAAUGGCAAGCACAUCUUCCUCUGCAUGAUCGGCGGCGGCCACUUCGCUGCCAUGGUAGUCUGCCUGGCCCCCAAGCGGAGCAAGCACGGCACCCUCGGGCCGCUAAACAGGGAGGCCAUCGUCUUGGCCCACAAGACCUUCCACCGGUACACGACUCGCCGGAAACAGGGCGGCUCGCAAUCGGCCAACGACAACGCCAAGGGAGCAGCCCACUCGGCCGGCUCCUCCCUCCGUCGCUACAACGAGCAGGCCCUCGUCGACGACGUCCGCGGCCUCCUCAAGGACUGGAAAGCCCUGAUCGAUACCUCGGACCUCCUGUUCAUCCGAGCGACGGGCACGAUAAACAGGCGGACGCUGUUCGGGCCGUACGACGAUCAGGUCCUGCGUGCCGACGACCGCCGCAUCAGGGGCUUCCCCUUCAGCACACGCCGGGCGACACAGAACGAGCUUAUGCGCUCCUUCAUCGAGCUGACGCGGCUGAAGGUGAAGGAGAUCCACCCGCCCUCAGCGGCCGCCGCUCCGCCGCCAGACGAGGCAGCGAAAGCCGCCAAACCCAAACAACCCGAGCCCAAACCCGCCCGGCCAAGGCUCACCGAGGAGGAAGAGACCGCGCUCCUGCACACGAACCAGAUCCAAGCGCUGGUCCGCCGCUCCAAGCUGCCCGCCCUGCUCUCGUACCUGAGCACCAACAACCUGCCGGCCAGCUUCCUCUUCCACCCGCCGGACGCGCAGCAGAACCACCACGCGCCGACGGCGCUGCACCUGGCCGCGGCGCAGAACUCGGCCGCGCUCGUGGCCGGCCUGCUCGCGCGCGCCGGCGCCGACCCGACGCUGCGCAGCCGCGAGGGCCGCACGCCGUUCGAGCUGGCCGGCGACCGCGCCACGCGCGACGCCUUCCGCGUCGCCCGCGCCGAGCUGGGCGAGGCCGCCUGGGACUGGGACGCCGCGCGCGUGCCGGGCCCGCUGAGCCGGGCGGAGGCCGAGCGGCGCGCCGAGAGCGAGCGCGAGCAGGAGCGCAGCCGCGAGGAGGAGCGGCGCCGGGCCGAGGUCGAGCGGUUGAGGGCAGAGGGGCCCAAGGUGGACGAGAGGCCCGCCCCGGGGAGGAAGGUGGGGGGGAUCUUGAAUGCCGGCCCGCCCAAGACGGCCGAGGAGAGGAGAUGGGAGGAAGCCAGGGGCCUGACGGCCGAGCAGAGGAUGCGGUUGGAAAGGGAGCGGCGGGCGAGGGCGGCCGAGGAGAGGAUCAGGCGGAUGCAGGGCGGCGGUAACUACCAGCAGUCAAGACAAAUUAUCCUGCAAAAAGAGCGAGCCGAGUCCUCCCAGCUUACCCAGCACCUCAGGUCAACGACCCUUUAG
Thermothielavioides terrestris NRRL 8126 is the source of this 2125-nucleotide messenger RNA. RefSeq lists its product as uncharacterized. Gene Ontology annotation, molecular function: protein binding. NCBI's taxonomy places the organism in Eukaryota, Fungi, Ascomycota, Sordariomycetes, Sordariales, Chaetomiaceae. The transcript is spliced from 3 exons. The record is from RefSeq and is a predicted model, not a curated record. Bases 41 to 2125 code for a protein of 694 amino acids.